This is a messenger RNA of Verticillium nonalfalfae, 2103 nucleotides long. RefSeq lists its product as uncharacterized. Bases 1 to 2103 code for a protein of 700 amino acids. The transcript has a single exon. NCBI's taxonomy places the organism in Eukaryota, Fungi, Ascomycota, Sordariomycetes, Glomerellales, Plectosphaerellaceae. The record is from RefSeq and is a predicted model, not a curated record.
AUGCUACAACAACGGAUAGCGGGCCUCGGCCGGCGCCCGCUCUCAUCGCCACGACCGCACAUCGUCACCUCCCGGUGUACUUUCGCCGCAUCCCGCCGAACCCUCUCUACAGCGGCAACGCCCUCAUCCUCGCGCCUCCUCCGAACCCACCUCGCGGCGCGCCAGCCCCGACCAUCGACCCUCCAAACCCGCUCCGCCAGCCGCCGCAGUGCCUUCCAGCCGCUCGCGCCCCCCUCGCCCUCCUCGCUCGGCGCCCCGCAGGCCGCGCGCACCUACACCCGCUCCCGUCGCCUCUUCCGCCGCCUCUUCCUCCUUUCCGCGACGGCCGGCGCCCUCUACGCCCUCGACAGCUACUUCUACGCCGCCGGCGUGACGCGCUCAGCGCGGACAUUUGGCACCGGCCUCCUCGUCGCUCUCGACUACAAGCUCAACUUUCGCCCGGACCCCUGGGUCGGCGACUCGGUGACCGAUGUUCACCACCGCAAUGCCGAGCGCCUCUUCGAGCUCCUCCGCGCCAACGGCGGCCUCUACCUCAAGAUCGGCCAGGCCAUCGCCAUGCAGUCCGCUGUGCUGCCGCCCGAAUUCCAGAAAAUGUUCGCGCGCAUGUUCGACGAUGCGCCGCAAAACUCGUGGGCCGACGUCGAGCGCGUCGUGCGCGAGGACUUUGGCGGCCGCAGCGUUGAGGACGUGUUUGGCGUCAGCUUCGCGCCGGGCGCUGCGCAGGGCAACGGCAGCGGCAAUGGCAUAAUGGAGAGGCGCGCGCGCGCCAGUGCCAGCGUUGCCCAGGUGCACUGGGCGCGGCUGGCCGACGGCCGCGAGGUCGCCAUCAAGAUCCAGAAGCGGGAGAUUGCGAGCCAGAUCGCCUGGGACCUGUGGGCGUUCAAGACGGUCUCGUGGAUCUACAGCAAGUGGUUCGACCUGCCACUGUACAGCCUCGUGCCCUUUAUCACCGAGCGGCUCGAGCUCGAGACGGAUUUCGAGAAUGAGGCACGCAACUCCGAGACCAUGCGCAAGCUCGUCGAGAGCGAGAAGAGACUGCGCGGCCGUGUCUACGUCCCCGUCGUCUAUCCCGAGCUGUCUUCAAGACGCGUCAUGACGACCGAGUGGAUCGAGGGCGUCAGGCUGUGGGACAAAGAGGGCAUCACGGGCACCUGGCGUGGUGGAUAUGGCAAGGGCUCGCCCGGCGUCAACGGCGCCCAGCUUCCGCCGCCGACCCAGAAAGACCUCGCGCGCCGUCAGGUCCGAGGCCAGGGCUAUAACGAGCAGCUGAAGCCGGAGCGCCUCGAGUGGAAGGGCCCGCGGGGUAAGGGUGGCCUCGGCGUCUCGACCAAGGAUGUCAUGACGACCAUGAUUGACCUCUUCUCCGCACAAAUCUUCAAAUGGGGUGUCGUACACUGUGACCCGCACCCCGGUAACAUCUUCAUUCGACGCAAGCCCAAUGGCCGCGCUGAACUGGUGCUCAUCGACCACGGCCUCUACGUGUACAUGGACCCCAAGUUCCGUCAGCAGUAUGGCCAAUUCUGGAAAGCGCUCCUGACUUUCGACAACGCGACCAUCAGCCGGGUGACGGAAGACUGGGGUAUCAAGGCGGCUGAUAUCUUUGCCAGCGCCACGCUGCUGCGUCCCUAUGAAGGUGGUGACCAGCGGACUCGCAGCGGUCUCAUGAAGGGUUUGGAGGGGGCGACGCCGGCCGAGCGCCAUUACGAGAUGCAGAGGAGGAUGAAGCAGGGAGUGCGUGAGAUCUUGGGCGAUGGUGACAAGCUACCCAAGGAGCUCAUGUUCAUCGGACGCAACAUGCGCAUCGUCCAGGGCAACAAUCAACAUUUGGGGUCCCCGGUGAAUCGCAUCAAGAUGAUGGGCGAGUGGGCGAGUCGCAGCAUGUUCGAGGACAAGAGGCUUCCCCUCGGACAGCGAUUCAACAACGCCUGGCGCCAUGUUCUGUUCAAAAUGGUCAUGGCGACAACAGAUGUCGCCUUUUACUUCUUCAAGUUACGUCAGUGGCUAGGUCGUGGCGGUGGCAUGGAGGAUGAGAUGGAGAAGAGGAUGAAAGACAUUGCCCAGGACAUGGGCAUCGAGCUUCAGCACGAGGUGUUUGAUGGAUAG